AGUUUGCGUCCGGAUAACUUCCCCCGUUUAAAUCGUGUGAACCAUCCUGGUGGAGUACCGAACAGUGUUGCAAAGGCAACUCAGCCUUCGUCAGUGGCAGCGUCAUCUUCUGGAGCACCUUCGUCUUCACGUGCUCUUCAGAAAAAUCCCUCAUCAGUCCAAUCUUCGAAUCAGCGUCAGGGCGUAGACGACUUUCCUGCUCUACCAACAGCGCAAAAGCAGGGUCAGGCAAGUUCUGCAUGGGUUGGCAAGAAAAGUUCCAAGUCUGUCAUCGUUGGUUGUAAGAUGCCAAAUAGGACUUUGCCACAACCUGACGUAUGGCCGGAAAUAUCAACCACAACGCCAGCCAGAGAAAUAGAACCGGAGCAAUGGCAAGAG
Ostertagia ostertagi is the source of this 378-nucleotide messenger RNA. NCBI's taxonomy places the organism in Eukaryota, Metazoa, Nematoda, Chromadorea, Rhabditida, Trichostrongylidae. The record is from the annotation of a GenBank genome assembly.